Styela clava is the source of this 835-nucleotide messenger RNA. NCBI's taxonomy places the organism in Eukaryota, Metazoa, Chordata, Ascidiacea, Stolidobranchia, Styelidae. The record is from RefSeq and is a predicted model, not a curated record.
AUCUUUUUAUCACAUUUCAGUUGUAGUCUAUGUACGGUACCGUAUGUGGUAUUGAUUUGUUGAAAGAAAAUGGACACACCAUCAAGCUCCAUAGCUGCCACACCAUCAGGACGAACGCCAGGCAGGACCCCUGCACAUGGUGAAGUUGUUCCCCAUCAACCAAAAGCAAUGAUAUAUAUUUGUGGAGAAUGUCAUCAAGAAAAUGAAAUAAGGUCUCGUGAUCCAAUCCGAUGUAGAGAAUGCGGUUGCCGAAUUAUGUACAAGAAAAGAACAAAAAGAAUGGUGGUAUUCGACUGCAGAUGAAAAGUUUUGAUGCACAACCAUAAUAACGUAAAUCCAUUGAAGAUUUUUCUUGUGACAGUGAGGGGAAAAGACUUUAUAAAUCGUCAACUUUCAAAUGAUUACAGACUACAUAUUUGCACAGAACAUUUCUGUGAUCUACCAAGUUCAAUCAUAAUAUUGACAUCCUGUUCUUUUGUAACUGGAUUAUUGUACUCCACUGCCUCACCACAUGACUUUCUAUUUGAAAAUUUGUUCUCCAGUACAUUGUUUUAAAUAUUUGCUCUGAAGUAUGCUUAGAGUAAAUUUUUUUUUUGAUGGCCGGCCUGGCAUUUUUUAAACCGUGCUACUACAUCAAUAAACAUUAUAUUGAAUAAAUGGCGAAUGAUCUGUUUUCUAGUUUGACAUGCAAGCUGUUUGAGAUACAUUGGCAUUGUUAGACCUUUUUGAGCAUAAAUUAAAAAUAUGCUGUAAUUCAAUAGGACUUGUAUCCAACUAUGUUUUGAGAAAUGUUCAUACUUUGCACUGCAUUAUAUUAAAUAAGACUAAUAGAAUA